Racocetra fulgida is the source of this 1074-nucleotide messenger RNA. The record is from the annotation of a GenBank genome assembly. NCBI's taxonomy places the organism in Eukaryota, Fungi, Glomeromycota, Glomeromycetes, Diversisporales, Gigasporaceae.
AUGAGAAAUAACCUUGAAACUAGUAUUGAAAACUUUUGGCAGUGCAUAAAAGUUAAAUCUAAUGAUUAUACGAUUAAAGAAGAAACUGAAAAAAUUAACAUUCAACGUGAAGAAUUUCUCAAAUUUAUUGAAAAUUCUAUUCAACAAAGCCACGAAAUACGCAAAUAUGUUUCGAACUUGCAGUUAUUAAUCAAAAGUUUCUCUGACCAGACUAUCUCUGACGAUGAUUAUAAAAAUUUGGAAUCUUUAUUAGAUGAUACUAAACGUAAUUUAACAUCUGCUGAAAUGUUGAGAAAUCAAGCUAAGAACGUUUUAGACGAACUAGUAACAAUCAGAAAUAACCUUAACAAAUAUAAAAAUGAUGUUCAGAACGAUGUGAGCAACAUUAGAUCGAAAACAAAAGAUGAAUUGGACAAAGUUAAUGAGGAAAUAAAUUCUUCAUCAACUACUCUCGCCGUUGGAUCUGCCGCUGCAGGGAUCGGUGUUUUGUUAACUGCGAUUUCUGUAGCUCUUGCUCCGUUUACUGCUGGUGCUAGUAUUGCUAUAGAAGCCGCUGUUUUAGGUAUUAUUGGAGGUUCAGCUGCAAUAGGUGGUGGUACUGCUGUUGCCAUAAAAGAAGGAAUAAAUCGACCAACUAGACAGGCCAAAAGCAAUGACAUCAAAGUAAAAUUGGAAGAAGAAAAGAAUGAAUUAACAGUCAUCAUCGAUAGGAUGGAGGAAGAUCUUAAAUCAAUCAUUGGAACAAUCGGAGAGCUUGUUGGAUACUGGGAGAAUCAAUCAGAAAUCGUUUCUGAUCUUUUAAAAAAAGUGAAUGAAACGAAAGAUAGUGGGAAAGUCAACAAUUUACUUGUUCGAGCUAUUGACAAAUCUUUGAAAGAAUUGGAAUUAGACGAACUUUAUGCCAAAGAUUUUUGUGUUACUAUUAGAGGUUUAUUAGCAAGAGAUCAAACGGAAUUUGCUGUGCAAUUUGGAUCUAACCAGGUUUGGAAAAAAAAUCUGAACAUUAGCGAAUGCAUUAGAAGUCAUUUGCAACAACAAUACGUUAAUCUUGAUCAAGGAGGUGCUUGUGGAUGA